Messenger RNA from Pocillopora meandrina, 5676 nucleotides. Lineage: Eukaryota; Metazoa; Cnidaria; Anthozoa; Scleractinia; Pocilloporidae. The record is from the annotation of a GenBank genome assembly.
AUGAGCUGUUUUGGAAGGCGUCAGAACGGGAACCGCGUAGAUAAUGCAGAGGUAUGUGUUCUUAAUUCUUUUCUUUCCUUAAGCAGGCUCGAUAUUUUUUCAGUAUCUGCAGAAUUUUGUAUUCCACAUCGAUGAAAACAGACACAACCUACUCUUUUAUUUGUUUUGGUUCUUUGUUUGCUUUAUUUGUUUGUUUGUUUAAUCAUUACUUUUUCGAACCUUCUUUUUGCUUUUACGCUUCUGCGGGGCUGUUGUGUAAACAAAUUUAUUCUUGAUUUUUUAGUUGUUUUUGAAACCCGCAAAAAUCCAGAGAAAUAUCAUUCAUCAACUCUGGAGCCCUGUCAGCCAGAGCAAUACUGGGCUUUUAGAGAGGGUUCCAAACAAUGACAAAGUAGCCUGCGGUGGAAGUUUUAGCAGGGAGGGGGGGAGGGGGGUAGUAAAUAAUUCUGUUUAUUUAAAGAGUAACGUGAGCCGCAGUUCAGGCCAGAAGUCCAUGACACAAAAAGCGUAGCAAUGUUACUGUAUGCAUCUUUGACAUUUCUUGCCACAUCCCUCUUAUCUGAUGAUAAUCAUAUUAGUUGAUAUUUACUCCAGAAAUACCAAAUACCAAAGAAAUACUAAUUUUGGGGGUUUUGAGAAACCUUGUCUAGAGUUUUGCAUAUUUAGCUUGAAAAUGGUCAUUUUGAUACUCAGAGCUCUCUUCUAGGGGGAUAAAUAUGAUGGGCAUGUGCAAUAGCAUUGACGGCAAUCAUUCAAAUAAUUAUGUUAUGUUGUGUUUUGUUGUGUUCAGUUCGGCUCUGUUAAGUUUUUUUGAGUUGUAAUGUUGUUUUGCUGUGUUGUAUAGUGUCGUGUUGAGUCGAGCUGAGUUAAUUUGUUAUAUUCCUACUAUCGUGUUGUUGUGUUCAGCUGUGUUGUUUUCUUUCGUAUAGUGUUGAUUUUCUGUUCUGUUUUGUUGCUACGUUUUAUUGAAUUUUUUUUAGUAGCAUCAAUCUCUUAUUUCCACCCCCCUCUCCCCCCUCACAAAGACAAAGUCUCUAGCAAACAUCAAUAAAUUAUCACGUUCAGUGGAAAAUUGUAAAAUUUAUUAUUUAAAAGAAAAAUGGACACUGAGUUGUACAUUAAGAUCUUAAUUGUGCAAGCUAAUUUCCUUCAUUGUUUUUUUGCUUGUUUUACUCUUUUUUUUUUUACUUCAGUGAAAGAAGGAACCUAUGAAAUUGUGAAUGGAAUUGUGAACGGUUUGCCCAUAAUGGUUUAAAUCACCUAUGUGCAACUGAUUUUCGUCAGAUGUUAGCCUUAUUCAAGGAAGGCUUCAGAAAUUUUAGUGCCAGCUACAAGGAUAUGAUUCAGUAAAUAAAAAAAUAAUACCAGAAAGAUCAUAGUUAAGUGCUUUAUUGAUCAUAAAAUAUGAAGAGAUUUUAUAAAUUAGGUGCGUUUUAUCUGCACAAGUACCUGAAUCCUUUGCUUAUUCCUUUUCAAUCGCCAGAUAAAAUAUUGUAAUCCCAGAACCCAGAACAUUCGCCUGGUUCUGCGAACAGUUUUUUAUGUUUAAAUUGAUGACAGAUUUCAGAUUUUAGAUUCAAACUCUGUUUAAUGCGUUCAUUGUCCAAAUGUUCUCAUGGCAUAUACACUUAGAAAAGGGAAUAACGAUAAUAGCUUUCUUUUUUACAUGUUUUUAAAGUAACAUUCAUGAAAAAUUUUCAACCCCCAAAAAUUUAUUAUUUGGGUACUUCAGUCCUUUUUCUGCAACACUGAGAGCAAAAAGUAUUGUGGUUAUUGCUUGAGCACUAAAGAAGCAGGCGUUAGAAAUACAAAGGUUGAAUAGGAACAGUGUUUUGUUCCAGUAAGAGUAAUUUGCGUUUAUGCUAAAAUUAGGAUUCAUAUGAAAUCAAGACUCCUCCCUCUACUCUCGCAUUCUCCCUCGUACUCUACAGACCCACAAAAUCUAGUUUCGGCCUAGGUUCAAAUACAUUGAUUUCCCUCUUUUCAACAACUUGUUUUCGUUUUUUGUUUGUUUGUUUGUUUGGUCUGUUCUUUCUUGUUUUUGUUUCCCUUUUUGGGGGGGGGGGGGGGUGUUGACGGUUGGGGGCUUAUUUUAUGUUGUUGUUGUUGUUUUUUUAUUUGGUAUCUUUGUUUGUUUUAAUCUUUUUUUAAUCCUGGCACUCGUUUGAAGCGAUAUAGCGGUGUUUCCUUGAUCAAGCGUUUGACUAAGAAAAAAAUAAAAGUAAAAUAAAAAUACAUAUGGGUUGAUUCUUAAAAAAACAGCCAAGUGCUCCUUCCAGCACAUCAUUUACAAGGAAUGCUAAUCCGUCUCAGGUUAUCCCUUUCAUUUGGUGGUUCUCUGAAAGGAAAGAAGAACCUGGAGAGUUUACUAUAAGAAUAUAAGAAGGUCUGAGGUUGAAUUCCUUAUGGAGACCACCUCUCUCUCAACUCGAUUUUGCUCUACUGUUCUGAUGUAAUCUUUAAAUUUUUAGACUCCAGGAAUAGUCAGCAUCCAUGUGACAUAGCCGGUAGCCUUUCCUUUCCUUUCGUUUCUUUUCCUCUUGUUUCUUUUCGUUUUCUUUCCUUCCGUUUCGUUUCGUUUCGUUUCGUUUGUUCUUCCCUACAUUAAGUCAAGUCAGUCACAUCUCUCUGGUAGCAUGCAGUUUAAACACUUAAGUAAACCGGAAGGCAUGGUAAGAACAAUAAUAAUUUGACAAAAUGACCCUUUUGAUCAACCUGCGGCUCCUUCUCAGAGGAAGAAAAAGAUCUUCAAUCUUACCUCUUCCCAUCAACGCAGCCAUGCAAUAAGUAUAGGUAAGAAAAUGAUCUCGAAUGAAUUUGGUGUCGAUAAGCACGGGUAAAUUUUUCAAAGAUAACAAAAUCGCACGAGCCCGUAGGGCAAGUGCAAUUCGUAGUCUUUGGAAAGUUUACAGGGGCUUAUUACACCAAAUUGCAAGAGAAAUCAUAUUAUUACUUGUUAAUAAUGUAUAUGAAAAAAAAAAUCACAAGAAGUCAAGACAGACGAUACUUUGACAGCGUGCUCUCGCUAUUUGUAAUUCGCACUCGUGUUACAAACUAGUCGGCACUCGUGUUAUGGAUUUGUACUCGUGUUACCUUAGAAUGCACUCGUUUUCAGCCAAUCAGAAGCGUGUAGUUUUUUUCAUGUACAUUAUUAAAGAGCAAAUAAGCACAUCCUGCAUCGUUAUACUAAGCUGAUUAUAUCUGCUACCUUUUCAGGCUAAAGAGAAGGAGACCCGAGCACCACCUAAUAUUUCAAUUUCGGGAGGCCAACAUACGUUUCAUCUGCACAUGAAUGAGUUGGCUGACUCGAACUCGCCUUCAAAGCCCCAUCCACUUUGGGUAAGUGCUACUUAUCGGUUUUGGAGCGCAGUUAGCAACAAAAAUGGUGGUGUUAUGAAGAGGAGUCCCAGUGAAAACAUAGUGAUUUGUGAUGGAACUUUUGAGGAGGCUGAUCAUAGUAAGUAAACAGUUAAAUGCAGUGAUAUAAACAAUAGCCUCAAUGGCCGUGAAAAUAAGCUUUAGCAACAUCGGCGUCGCGAAAUUGUUUGACCCGAUGAGGAGAGCAUGAUGGAAGGGAAGGUUGCCUUCCAUCUCUCAUUGAAGCUCUUUCUAAUAACGAUAAAAAUUUACCUCUGCAAGGAUUUUAAGUCAUUGUAGCAAAUGAAGUUAAUACGUUUUAUGUAAUUUCCUAUUAGCUGAUGAUCACUUUGGCGGAAGUUCGUACCCGUCUUUGUAGUAAACUACAUUUACAUCAGGGCGCUGGAUUUUAAUACUCACUUCUCGUAGAGCUAUUGAUAUCCUCUUCGAAAUUAAGAUAAACUUGAAAGAAUUUGAGUCAACUUGACUUAAGCCGCUUUGAUACGUAUGAAUUUUUGCCUUUUUUGUGCUUAAAUGUCUUCUGAUUGAUUCUACAACUUAAGAAAAUAUCAAACGAAGUCCAUUAACAUGCAACUCAAACUUAUCAAACACAAUACAUCGUGAACAACCUGCGACCGCAAGCUCUAACGAGGAUAUUGAGCUCUGAACCAUGAAAUAGAACCGGUUGUUGCAUUAGUUUUUAUGAGGAGUAUUCCAAAACGGUCUUUUUUCUUUCGAUAUCUCCUCAUUGCUGAAGUCAAUAGUGAUAACUGGUUCUCCUUAAAUCCUUAUCAUAGCUAACAUACUGGUCAUUGAUGUGAAAAGCAAGUCACAGAAUAAUAGCAAUGCUGUGGCCCUUCUAUUCACGGACACAAAGCUAAACAAGCAGUAUGCAAUGAAAGGAAUUGGAUGCGGACAAGAAAUCCGAACCGAAGUAAGGAGUUAUCUCAUUCAUACAAUUCAACUUUCAUUCAUUCAUUUUAGCUUCACUCAUUCAAUUAUCCAUUCAUAAUUAAUUAUGCCCACUUCCUCACCCGCUCAUUCACUCGUUGAUGAAUUUAUUCAGUCAGUCAUUCGAUCUGUCCGUCAUUAAUUGCUUAAUCAAAAUUAUUUCUAAUUCAAAGAUACUUUCCGUUUUGCAAGGAAAUUUCUUCGCUUAAUGUCGAAAGCGAUAUCUUUUUGCCUGAGUAUUUCUGGAGCUACACCAUGCUCAAACACGACAAAACCGGCUGCUAUGUGGGAUCUGACCACACUGGAAAAGUGACUUUGAUGGAAAAUUCAAAGCCCGAAUAUCCUAACGCUGAGAUUCUGUUCAUCGCCAAUGCACCUUAAACUGAUUUACACAGCAGAAGAAUGGUGGGUGUUCCGAGUGAAGUCAGCUCACUAUUUGACUAUUUUGAUCCACCUGUGAAGCAUAAACCCAUAAACAUGUUUUCCGUAGCAAAUAUGUAUCUGAUAAAUAUUAAUCAAGAGACAGCAGUUCACGUUCACCUGCUUUGAUAACGUUUUAUCUUCCGUCAUUUUCUUCAUGCCAUAUUCGAUUUUGUUAUUAAGAUGAUAUCAUCAUUUAGAUAUAAAAAUUUCAGGAAAGGAGAUAAAGCACUUAAAUAUUAAACGAGACUACCGUCUACGUUCGUUAAUUUGUUUUUAAUCAAGUAAAAAAAUUACUCUUAUCACAAAUAGUAUUCAAGAAUUGUUAUUUCUGGCUUGUUUCUGAGACAAAUGGUGUCGAAUUAAUCCAUUGGUCGCUUCAGCUGUCAACACUUGGUUAUUUCUUUGUUAAAGCAACCACAGAUGGCCCAAGCUCACGUCUCGAGAAAAAGCAAACGAUUAAUUCAUGAAAGCGUCACGCGUUGUGUGACUCGGUGUUAACUUACUAAAAGAACCGUUGAGAAUUUGAACAAGUGAGACUUGAGCUUGGGCUGCCUGUGAAACAACCUGUGGUCAGAUUCUCUAAUCAAAAAUAGAGUGUGGCCCCGUCUUUGUGUUGAUACUGGUACCCAACCCGUCUCCGAAUCUGGGAGAACCGUGACGGACUGAAGUCCAGUCUAAACAUGACGUUAAUUCAAAAUUUGUCUUAGUGCAGUAAAUCUGCAAAUGCCAAUUUAUUUCUCAUCAUCAAACACCCUUAAAAGCCUCUGAGGCUGAAUAAUUAUAAGUUAGAAACAAACUUUACAAGGCAUUCAUUAAUCAUUCGGCAAAAUGACAGCUGCUUUUUUUUUUAAUAUGGGAAACGUCGAUGUCAUCCAGAACAAAAGAUGUAUCUUUGACAGUAACGUUCCUUAUCAUAUUUAUUUUGUGUAUGGUGCAGGUAUGUAG